Rhodotorula toruloides NP11 is the source of this 1362-nucleotide messenger RNA. RefSeq names its product translation initiation factor eIF-2B beta subunit. The transcript is spliced from 7 exons. Gene Ontology annotation, biological process: translational initiation. Gene Ontology annotation, cellular component: eukaryotic translation initiation factor 2B complex. Lineage: Eukaryota; Fungi; Basidiomycota; Microbotryomycetes; Sporidiobolales; Sporidiobolaceae. The record is from RefSeq and is a predicted model, not a curated record. Gene Ontology annotation, molecular function: guanyl-nucleotide exchange factor activity; translation initiation factor activity. The coding region runs from base 1 to 1362 and encodes 453 amino acids.
AUGGCCCUCCUCACUGAAUCCGUCUCGAAGCCAAACGUACACAAGCGCAUCGAUGCGUUGGCUGUGAGGCUCAGGCGACGACAGCUCAUCGGUUCGCGCGAGGUUGCGCUCGAAGUCGUCCGCCUCUUCCGCGACGUCGUGGCUGGAGCGCGCUUCAGUCCGUUCGAUCAGCUAUUGGCCCAUCUGGAGGAGAUUGGACGGGUCUUACAGGAUGCUGGGCCAAAGGAACUCGUCGUGACCAACAUGACCCGCCGAAUCUGCAUGCUCAUUCGCGAAGAGUACCAGACGGCUCUCUCGAACCACCUGGCCGAGACUGGCGGACCAAGCGGCGCGCAGACGCCGAUACAGGUGCCGCAGACGCCGUCCCUGAAUCAGGAGUUGAGCGGGACGUUCAUGACGGAGCAGGACUUGCCGAUCAAGUCGAGCGGGGCGCUCGGCAGCAUCUUCGACUUGUUGGGUCACAAGUCUGCCAUCGACGGUGUCGGACGAGCUUCGUACGGCUUCGCAUCUGCCGACAACUCGCCCACCGCUUCGACAUCCAGCACGCCCAUCCAGUCGCCUUCUUCCUCCCAAAUUCUCCAACGACCAUCACCCGCAACUUUCAACAGCAACUUUGCCUCCUACAUGAGCGACGGCGACCAGUCACGAGAAGAGGUCUUCUCGCGGAGAAGCUACCACCUGAAGCCCGUAUUCAUCGAGGCGAUUCAGGAGCUCAUGGACGAGGUUGAGACGACGUAUCGCAGUGUGGGCGAGCAGGCUCUCGACCACAUUCACCCUGGCGAAUUCAUCUUGACUAUCGGCCACUCAAAGACGGUCGAGGCGUUCCUGAAGAAUGCGGCGCGGAAGCGCAAGUUCACCGUCAUCUGUGCCGAAACGGCUCCUUCCUUCUCCGGCCGCGACGCAGCAGUCGCCCUCUCAGCCGCCGGCAUCCCCACGAUCCUCAUUCCCGACUCGAACAUCUUUGCCCUCCUCCCUCGGUGCUCGAAAGUCCUUCUCGGGCCCCACGUGAUCCUGGCGGACGGCGCACUCCUCUCCAUCACGGGCUCGCUCCCGCUGUGUCUCGCAGCGAACAGGAUGCGCGUACCGGUUGUGGCGGUAGGAGGGAUGUUCAAGUUUAGUCCGGUGUACCUUGGAGAGGCGGAUUGGGGGAUGAGGGAUUUGGGAAGUCCCGAGGAGGUGCUCAAGUCGACGGAGGAGUGUGUUGCGGAGCGAGGCGGAGACGAGUUGGACGAGACCGAGGUGUUGAACCCUUACUACGACGUCGUGCCAGCCGAGAUUGUCGACUUGUACAUCAGCAACCUCGGCGGACACCCCUCGUCCCUCCUCUACCGACUGCUGAACGACAUGUACGGCUCGUCAUAG